AUGACAUCGAAGGAGGAAGUAAAUUUUGACAGUGUUUUCAAUGCACUUGGGUGGAAUGGCAGAUAUCAAAUUGUCCAAGUUGGUCUUGUGUUAUUGUCGUCUUUACCUUUCGCAUUUCAUAUUAUGAGCAUCAUAUUCAUAGGAUCUCAUGUUCCAAGUCAGUGUAAGGAGCUCAACGAUACGUCUGUGGUGAAGGACCUUGUGUGCCACGCAGAUCUGUCGGACUUCAACAUCACGUACCACGAAUGUGGAAUCAGCAUUACUUCCAACAAGGCGGAUAGUGGGGACAGAAUAGAACUCUCAUGCAUCGAGGGUUAUCGGUAUGAAAAGCCAAGAGAACUGUCUCUUGUAUCUGAGUGGGAUGUAGUCUGUGAGAAGGAAGGCCUGAGCGAUCUACUGCAGACCCUUUACAUGUUUGGCACGGGAAUCGGAGCAAUCCUGUUCACAGUUGUAGCUGACCGUUUCGGACGCAAGUUCUCCAAUGUGGUGGCUGGAGUGUCCUUUCUUGUGGUCGGCACGGGCAUGGCAUUUAUACCCACAUUUGUCCCGUUUGCAGUGUUAAGAGUUCUUCAAGGAGCAACACAGAUGGUAGGCUAUAUUGUAUGUGCUGCAACUCAGAUUGGGAGGGAGGGUGACCCACAGGGAUAG
This is a messenger RNA of Haliotis rubra (blacklip abalone), 648 nucleotides long. Its product is annotated as solute carrier family 22 member 6-like. The transcript is spliced from 3 exons. Lineage: Eukaryota; Metazoa; Mollusca; Gastropoda; Lepetellida; Haliotidae. Gene Ontology annotation, molecular function: transmembrane transporter activity. Gene Ontology annotation, cellular component: membrane. The record is from RefSeq and is a predicted model, not a curated record. Gene Ontology annotation, biological process: transmembrane transport. The coding region runs from base 1 to 648 and encodes 215 amino acids.